Letharia columbiana is the source of this 2778-nucleotide messenger RNA. RefSeq lists its product as uncharacterized. NCBI's taxonomy places the organism in Eukaryota, Fungi, Ascomycota, Lecanoromycetes, Lecanorales, Parmeliaceae. Gene Ontology annotation, molecular function: protein binding. The transcript has a single exon. Gene Ontology annotation, cellular component: NuA4 histone acetyltransferase complex. Bases 1 to 2778 code for a protein of 925 amino acids. The record is from RefSeq and is a predicted model, not a curated record.
AUGAUGGCACCCGGUGUUCACACUCCUCUCGAGACCUUACUGCUCUUCCAGACACUACAUCCAUUCACUGCCAAUCCGCCCUCCUUCGGCAAGAUCUCCGACACCCUGAAGAACAACGAGCUUCUUCGAGAAAGCGAUUCCUUCGAGCUCAACCGUCUUGAGCCGGACGCCUUGAAAGAUCUAUACCUUCGCCUGCUGAAAGAGGAGGCAAAAAGCGAAGCUAAAGGGCGUGAUCAGGUCUUUCAGAAGAAUGAGCAACCCAAUCCGCGGAAGCGGAAGCUGUCAAGUCCGCCCUUGGAGACUGUCGACGAGGCUCUGCAGUACAACCACCUGCUGCCUCAAAUAGUCAACCGUUUGUACUUCAGGUACCGAGAUCAUGCUAUCAAGUCAAUUGAGGAUGAAGAGCGGAAGUACAGGUCGCUUCAAAAGGAAGUUCAAGAGAUAGAGCGAGGGGACUCGGAUGGACGAACUCAGGAUCAAGAUCUUAAUUCAAGACGGGACUCGAGAGGGGUAUCGUCCAUACAGACACUGCUACGACACGAUGAUGAAGUGGACAAGUCACAACGAGGAACUACAUCAAGACCGACAUCUGCACAUGAGCUACGGAACGGCCUGGUCGCGGAGGCCCAGACAGGCGCAUCAGAGCAUCCGUAUGAAGCACCUCCGCAUGGCCUCAAUGGCAUUCCACAUCCUCCGCAGGUAGCUCCAUCAGGAGGUGGUCAGCAGAUGCCAAAUGACUACAAGAACCCACCACCGUUUCUGCCGCCUCCACAGAGCUUCAACCUUGGGAACCUAUCAGGCUCACCAAAUUCGGACAUGAACCGCAGACUGCCCCCUCAGAAUCAACCACCAAAUGGCGUCGCACCUUCACCAAGUCCACGCUUAAAUCAAACCCCAUUUCCCGGACCAGAGCGCUCCUCAGCCUCGCCCCUCAUAGGCGGUAGAGUUCUACCGCCACCACCGGGAAUGCUCCGCUCUUCUGGAUCACCCACUGGACCUCUGGAUGCUCUCGCAGAUAUGGCUGGUCAACAGUACCGAGCAAAUCCUCCUAUGCCAUCCCCUCGGCCUCUUCAGCACCCAGGUCCACAACAGCACCCUAACCAGCUUCCCGCGCCGAGGGGUUACAUGCCAACUGACUAUCCGUACUAUCAGAACCAGGCACCCUAUCAUCCGCCAUACCCACCCUACGGGCAAGGGCCCCUGCCUGCAUAUAAUCUUCCACACGGAGGUUUACCUUACCAAGGUCACGCUGCGAGCGCUGUGCACGGGUCACCUUACGGCAACACGCAACCUUACCAACCUCCAGUGGGACAGUACCCACAGCAUCCUAAUUACAAUCAAAGUCCUGGAUACUACCAACCAACACCAAUUCAGACACCUCACCCUCGUAAUCAUGUAUCUCGUUUCGCUGAUCAGCAUACGCCAUUGUCAAAUGCAUCCGGUAGGCAGCGGCCGCCCAGACCGACGCCUAUUGUUACCUCUACAUCUUCCACAAAAUGGAAAGAUGUCGAUACCCCUGGUUCCGUGCGACCUGUCGGAUCACCUGUUGCACCUUCUUCCAGAGAGAUAAGUCCAAUCAGUGACAAAGAGCCAUCGCCUUCACCGGAUACUGCGCAGACUCGAACGCGGGGCGCUCAAAACCAGAAGGAGCUGCAAGCUGCAACCGACUCGCCUAGCGAGCGGGUACGAGCCAAACUCACUCGGGGUGCAGGAAGAAGAGGUCGUGGAGGCCGAGCAGGCAGUGUAGCAUCCUCGACAGUUGCAGACUCUACUCGAGCUCGUACUCGAAGUCAGUCCAUUGUCUCUCAAGCCGACGAACUUGGAAUGGACAGUCAGCCCACGUCAACCCGCAAAAUCAAACCCGAACCAUCUGUCGCUUCAGGCCAUGAUGAUGACGCCUCCGUAGCCUCUCAAACCGCCGACGAAGCUCGUAAAUCCACAAGACAGCGCCGCGGUACCAUUCGUGGUCUCGAAAAGGUGAACGAAACCGGCAAGCCGAGCUCGAAGCGAAAACGUGAAGAGGCAGCCAUUUUACCACCUCAUUCCCCUACACCUGACUCAUUCUCGAAACCGGGCCAAGUCCUCGCCAGCCGCAACUUCGCCCGUAUCUCGCAGACUGUCAUGAACGAUGUCAUUCACCACAAAGUCGCUAAUGUCUUCGCCAAACCCCUUACUGAGCGUGAGGCGCCAGGCUACAAAGACCUCAUUUACCGACCUCAAGAUUUAAAUUCCAUCAAAAAGGCUAUAAGCAACGGCAGCAAAGCAGCCAACGCCGCCAUUGAGGAUCUUGCUCAAGAAGGUUCGUCUAGCGUCUGGAUACCUGAGUCCCCGGAUGUGAUGCCACCAAAAGGCAUCGUCAACUCCGCGCAGCUGGAGAAGGAAUUGAUGCGUAUGUUUGCAAAUGCAAUCAUGUUUAAUCCUGAUCUACCAACCAAACGCGGCUUUGGUCCUGCUUUCCGGACUAGACAGCGUACGUCGGAACUCGGUGCUACGUUUGAUGAAGACCGAGAGGAAACAGAAGAAGUUAUAAAGGGAAAGCAAGACGUGAGUGUUGUGAAGGAUACGAGGGAAAUGUUUGAGACGGUUGAGAGGAGUGUGAGUGCUUGGAGGAGUGCAGAGAGGGCGGCUGAAGACGAUGGGAAGGGAACCGUUGGAAAGCUACGGGGCGGCGGAGAUGAGGCUGGAGAUGAGGAGGCGGAUGAGCUGGCAGGGGAGGAGGUAGUGGGUAGUGUAGAGGUUGAUGAGGGGGAGAAGAGGACGAAGAGGAGAAGGAGAUGA